Molecule: messenger RNA, 1138 nt
Organism: Trifolium pratense (red clover)
Lineage: Eukaryota; Viridiplantae; Streptophyta; Magnoliopsida; Fabales; Fabaceae
Exons: 4
Coding region: 123-923 (266 amino acids)
Source: RefSeq, a predicted model, not a curated record
UUCUUUCUUCUUUUUUCUCUUCUCCAUUAUUUAUACUCAUCUUCCACACUAAUGCAUUGUAAAUCUGUUACUCUUUUAUUAGGUUAAAAUCUCAUAUUGGUGACGUACAAGGUGAAAGGAAGAUGUCAAAACCAAAUGAAGGUAAUGCUGAAGUUGAUAUUCCACCUGAACUUCUGAUAACAAAUUUUAACGAUCCUAUCGAGGCUAUUGUGCGAUGCACAUAUCCAAAUCUUCUCUCCCGAUACCAAAAUGGACAGUUUGUGCAAUCAAGAGCUAUUUUGGCUUCUACUGUUGAGGCUGUUGAUCAAAUAAAUGAUUAUGUGCUUAAGUUAGUUCCAGGUGAACAAAGGGAGUAUUAUAGUGCCGACAAAAUUGAUAAGUCAGAGAUCAAUGAUGCACAAGCAAUUGAAUUUGACAUGAUUCCUCCUGAAUUUCUAAACAGUCUCAAAGCAUCUGACAUAGCAAAUCAUAGAUUCGCUCUCAAGGUUGGGACGCCGAUAACGCUUCUAAGAGAUUUAGACCCUUCUCAGGGUUUCUUGACUGGUACUAGAUUAAUUGUUACAAGGCUAGGUCAAUUUGUACUUCAGGCUCAAAUCAUGUCAGGAAAGAAUGCUGGUAACAUGAUAUUAAUUCCUCGGAUACCAAUGUCUCCUUCCCGGUCACCAUGGCCUUUCAAGCUAGUUAGAAGACAAUUCCCAAUUAGUGUCUCAUAUGCAAUGACACUGGACAAACCUCAAGGUCAAUCCCUCGACAAUGUGGGCUUAUAUUUACCUAGAUCGGUGAUACGUCAUGAUCAGCUAAAAGUCGCAUUCUCUAGUGUCAAAAGCAAAAAUGGACUGAAGAUUCUAAUCCAAGACAAGGAUGAUAAAGCAAUGUCCAGUACUAUAAAUGCAGUCUUCAAAGAGGUUUUCGGAAACCUCUAACAAGAUUGCUGGUAUCUGCAACCAACCUUGAUAGAGAAGUUUUUUGAUGAGCUAGGUAAAGAUCAAAUAUAGUGUCAACAACUCUAUCACUAUCUUUACAAUUUAAGUUUAAAGUUGGAUUUUGUUGCUUAUGUUGUUUUUUAUUUUGCCGUUUUAGAACAUUUAAGUACUCAAACUGUUGUUUUUGAUGUCUAUGUUAAUGGUGUGUACUAUAU